This is a messenger RNA of Micropterus salmoides (largemouth bass), 817 nucleotides long. RefSeq names its product dysbindin domain-containing protein 1-like. Lineage: Eukaryota; Metazoa; Chordata; Actinopteri; Centrarchiformes; Centrarchidae. Gene Ontology annotation, cellular component: cytoplasm. Bases 377 to 817 code for a protein of 146 amino acids. The transcript is spliced from 4 exons. The record is from RefSeq and is a predicted model, not a curated record. Gene Ontology annotation, biological process: negative regulation of protein kinase activity.
UUGCAGUGAUGUUGCUGUUCCCAGACCUCCCUCUCUGUGGUGGGCUCACUCUGUGAGGCAGUGCAGCUCUCAGACAGCUCUGAUGGCAGAGCGGGGCCAGGGGGCUGUGCAAGAGACGAAACCAACAUCACCUGUUUGGGAAAUCUAGUACAGCGGAGGAUAAAAAAAGGAGGAGCAGAGUCUUCAUAGAGCUGAGGUCUUGCUGUGUCUGCCCGUCCCGCCCUACUCUCUCUGUCUCGCUUUCUCUCACUCUCUCUCUCACACACACAUGCACAGACACACUCUCCCCUUGCCUCUCCCUUAUCCCCUCCCUGUUUGUCUCCUCCACUCUCCGAUGCUGGUGUGGUGAACAGUAGGACACUCUCGGCUGAGCUGCAUGGAGGCACAGGGAGGGGCAGGGAGCCCAGAGCCCAAUAAAGACAUCCAGAAGCUGCUGAAGCCCUCCAGCUCAGGUGACCUAUCCAAGGAGUUGUUCCAGCAUCCGGGGGGGGAAGGGGAGGAGGGUGGCCUGUCGGGGCACACUGCUAGCCUGCUGCACAUCACGGAGAAGAGACAACCACUGAGUAGUGUGUCUUCUUUGGAGGUGCACUUUGACCUUCUGGAUCUGACUGAGCUGACUGACAUGUCUGACCAGGAGCUGGCUGAAGUUUUUGCUGACUCUGAUGAGGAGAACCACAAUGAGUCCCCAGCAGGUUCCCACCAGCCUGUGCUGCCCAGAGGUGGGUACAUGCGCUCCCCCUCGUGGACACGCUGCAGCAAAGUGGAGCCCCCACGGGAGAGAAAACACCACAGCGACUCAGACACCGCAGAGCCUUAA